CAGGUGGACCUCGGCGGAUGCCGGUCAAUCGACGCUCGGCAAGCAACGGCCGCAGCGCAGCGCAUCGAGUACGGCGUGUUGUAGGACGCCGAAGAAAAGCACCGGUUCCCCCUUCUCAUUGCGCCAUCGGAGGACUUGGAAUACCCGAUGCCACAUCGGAGACCGUGAAACGGACUGCGACAUCACAGCGAAGGGGGUUGUUUUCGAGGGGGACAUUUUUUUUUCUGUCCUGCGCUGGACGACGAACUUCACUGGCUGACGAGUCGCUGACGGUUGUUCGCCCUUUUUUGUUUCUUUUUUGUUUGGUUCGCCGUUUUUGUUUUUCGCCACCCAUCCGUCCCGACGUGCUAAGAGACCUCCACUGUCCAUCAACGACGUGAAAAAAGUUGACCACGACGCCUAGUUCUCGCCGCCUGGGUCGCAAGAGCAUCAUGGCGAUUCCCCGGAGACUGGCAUUGCCCGUGGCGCUCGUUUUGGCAGCAGCGGUGGCCGCCUGUCUGAUACCCUUGGCCGAGAGCAGAGCUCUGAAUAUCAGGAAGAGGGCUGCUUUUUACAUCGCCAACGACACCGGCGGAGCCGGUGGCGACUCUGCCGGUGACGGCGGUUCUUCCUCGGGAGCGGGCGAAGCUACGACAAAGAGUCCGGACGCCAGCUCUGCUGACGCAAGCGCUGGAGCAGCCACACCCUCGACUCCGGCGACAACUGGAAUUACCGGCGAAGGAAGCGGAGAGGACAAGGAUAAGUUCGUAUUCCACGGCGACGCUCCUCCAGUCAUCGCUACGGGCGUCAUAUUCGAUGUCUCUGAUAAUGAGGCCAUACCAAGGAAGCCUGGCGAAGGUCACGACGUAGACAUAUUCGGCACUGCUCAGACUACACCAAAACCUAGUGAUGAUGGUGACCAUGGUGCCACCACGGAGGCUACUUCAACGACUACUGCAGCUCCUGGUGGUGGUUUCGCGGAAGGAUCCGGUGCUGGAUCUUCUGAAGGAGAAAAUGGCGGAUCGGCUGGCGGAUCGGCUGACGGAUCGGCAGGUGGAUCGGCUGACGGGUCGGCUGACGGGUCAGUUGGUGAAUCUGCUGGUGGAUCCUCUGUGGGAUCGGCUGGUGAAUCGGCUGAUGGAUCUUCUGAUGGCUCAGCUGGUGAAUCAGCUAGUGGAUCACCUGAUGGUGUAUCCUCCUUAUGCCGGUGGAUCAGCUGGAGGAGCAGCUGGAGGAUCACCUGAUGGGUCCACCUUCGGUGACCAUGACGCAUCCACAGAGGCACCGACUACGACAACGGAAGGACACAGUGAUGUACCUGCUGACAUACCGCAGGCGGAUGCACCCGGCUUCGGUGACCACGACGCAACGACGCCGUCGUCCACUACGACGACGUUAGAUCAUGGCGAUGAAAGCCCGGACGCGUCAGGAGGUAGCGGUGUUUUCAGUGGAUUCGGCGGCAGCACUGACACCCCCGAAGAGAAGACGGGUAACAUAGAACGAGAGGAGAUGACGACCACUACUUCCUCGCCGACAGCUGAUUGCGACAGUGAUUGCAGCGGAGACGGCACGACUACCACGCCGUCACCUCACGACGACACGACUACGGAAGACAACGGAUUUGGUGGCAGCGAUAGCGGAGACGAUGGAAGCUCGACAACGACCACCACCGAGUCCUCCGGAGCUGGAGGUGAUGAUGACGGUGACUCUGGCGGCGACAGUGGGGCUGGAAGUCGUGACAAUGGAGGCGAUGGUGGCGACAAUGGAGGUGACGGUGGGGACAAUGGAGGUGACAAUGGUGACAGUGGAAAUCACGAUACUGAUGGCAACGGUGACAAUGGUGGCCACGACGAUGGCGGCUACAGUGGAGGAGAUGCCGGAGGCGGCAACGGUGACGGUCGCCAUGGUGCUGGAGGUCAUGGUGAUUCCGAAGGUGAUGAAUCUCACGUCCACCACGAUUACGGUGGCCGGAUCCCUCCAACCAGAGAGCAACUCCUUGCCGAGCUCAGUCCAGACACGAGAAGACAAUACGAGAUGGACCACGGGAACAGUCCCGACACCAAAUGAGUCAAAACAGGGGUAAUAGCUGGGCUGCCAAAAGUAAGCCUAUAGUUAGAGGUGGUUCUGCGUGCCACUAUGAGCUCGCGCGUGUGUUAAGUCACAUCAAUAUUUCGCUUCCUCAGUUAUUUUGCAGGAAAGUGGGAAAUCAGGCAGCUAGAACGUGUUUGAAGAUGAGUGUAUUUCAUUUAGCAACCUGAACGCAGCACUCGAUUAUUGUGUUUUGAUCACCCUCUCGAGUGUUUCUCUCUGUUACUAUUAUUAAGAACUUUGCCAGCUGGCAGUUUAAGUCAGUGCGCAGUGUGUUAGUCAUAGUACUUUUAAGCAGUAUGUCAACUGCCAGCCAAUUACGCAGACAAUUCAACAGUCCUACCAGAGGCAUCGAAGCUUUAUAGUGUCACUUCUGUAACUAUCAAGCACUUGGAAACCACAUGUGUUCUUGUUUUUUGUUAGCCUUAGAAGCACUGGAGUAUUUACCAUAGAAAAAAAACAUACUUGUCCCAUUAAAGGGGCGUCGUAGCACAUGAACUCAUUGUUGAUUUGUUGUUUCACACGUGGUGUAACUCUUUAAGCAAUAAAGAGAGUUUACAGUCACAAAAGAA
Messenger RNA from Rhipicephalus microplus (southern cattle tick), 2639 nucleotides. RefSeq lists its product as uncharacterized. The record is from RefSeq and is a predicted model, not a curated record. Gene Ontology annotation, cellular component: extracellular region. Gene Ontology annotation, biological process: positive regulation of BMP signaling pathway. NCBI's taxonomy places the organism in Eukaryota, Metazoa, Arthropoda, Arachnida, Ixodida, Ixodidae. Gene Ontology annotation, molecular function: BMP binding.